UCCUGCGCUGGGAUCACUCGCCGCUCCCGCGUGCCCAGAUCCCGCCGCCUGCCCCCCUAACCCCUACGCCGAAGGACUGCGCGCCCGCCGCCGCCCGCCUCUCGGCGCUCCCAUGAUCGCCCGGUGCCUUUCGGCUGUGCGAGGCCUCCACAGAGUUGGUGGUUCCAGGAUUUUACUCAGGAUGACAUUAGGAAGAGAAGUGAUACCUCUCCUUCAGGCAAUGUCUUCCUGUACUGCUGCAGGCAGAAAUGUUUUAAGAUGGGAUCUUUCACCAGAGCAAAUUAAAACAAGAACUGAGGAGCUCAUUGUGCAGACCAAACAGGUGUAUGAUGCCAUUGGAAUGCUCAGUGUUGAGGAAGUAACUUAUGAAAACUGUUUGCAGGCACUGGCAGAUGUAGAAGUGAAGUAUAUAGUGGAAAGGACCAUGCUAGAUUUUCCUCAGCACGUAUCCUCUGACAAAGAAGUACGGGCAGCAAGUACAGAAGCAGACAAAAGACUUUCUCGUUUUGAUAUUGAGAUGAGCAUGAGAGAAGAUAUAUUUCAAAGAAUUGUUCAUUUACAGGAAACCUGUGAUCUAGAGAAGAUAAAGCCUGAGGCUAAACGAUACUUGGAAAAGUCAGUUAAAAUGGGAAAAAGGAAUGGGCUUCAUCUUCCAGAACAAGUACAGAAUGAAAUUAAAUCAAUGAAGAAAAGAAUGAGUGAGCUAUGUAUUGACUUUAACAAAAACCUCAAUGAGGAUGACACUUUCCUUGUAUUUUCCAAGGCUGAACUUGGUGCUCUUCCUGAUGAUUUCAUUGACAGCUUAGAAAAGACAGAUGAUGACAAAUAUAAAAUUACCUUAAAAUACCCACACUAUUUUCCUGUCAUGAAGAAAUGUUGUGUCCCAGAAACCAGAAGGAAAAUGGAAAUGGCUUUUAAUACAAGGUGCAAAGAGGAAAACACCAUAAUUCUGCAGGAACUGCUCCCUCUGCGGGCCCAAGUGGCCAAACUUCUUGGCUAUAGCACACACGCUGACUUUGUCCUUGAAAUGAACACUGCGAAGAGCACAAGCCACGUAACAGUCUUUCUAGAUGAUUUAAGCCAGAAAUUAAAACCAUUGGGUGAAGCAGAACGAGAGUUUAUUUUGAAUUUGAAGAAAAAGGAAUGUGAAGUGAGAGGUUUUGAAUACGAUGGGAAAAUUAAUGCCUGGGAUCUGUAUUAUUACAUGACUCAGACAGAAGAACUCAAGUACUCCAUAGACCAAGAGUUCCUCAAGGAAUACUUCCCAAUUGAUGUGGUCACUGACGGUUUGCUGAAUAUCUACCAGGAGUUGUUGGGACUUUCAUUCGAGCAAGUGUCAGAUGCUCAUGUUUGGAAUAAGAGUGUUAAACUUUACACUGUGAAGGAUAAAGCUACAGGAGAAGUAUUGGGACAGUUCUACUUGGACCUCUAUCCAAGGGAAGGAAAAUAUAAUCAUGCCGCCUGCUUUGGUCUCCAGCCUGGCUGCCUUCUCCCUGAUGGCAGCCGGAUGAUGUCUGUGGCUGCCCUUGUGGUCAACUUCUCACAGCCAGUAGCAGGCCGUCCCUCUCUCCUGAGGCACGAUGAGGUGAGGACUUACUUCCAUGAAUUUGGUCAUGUUAUGCAUCAGAUUUGUGCACAGACUGAUUUUGCACGAUUUAGCGGAACAAAUGUGGAAACUGACUUUGUAGAAGUACCAUCACAAAUGCUUGAAAAUUGGGUGUGGGACAUUGAUUCCCUCCGAAGAUUAUCAAAACAUUAUAAAGAUGGAAGCCCUAUUGCCGAUAAUCUGCUUGAAAAACUUGUUGCUUCUAGACUGGUCAACACAGGUCUUCUGACCCUACGUCAGAUUGUUUUGAGCAAAGUUGAUCAGUCUCUCCAUACCAAUACAUCGCUGGAUGCUGCAAGUGAAUAUGCCAAAUAUUGCACAGAAAUUUUAGGUGUUGCAGCUACUCCAGGCACAAAUAUGCCAGCUACCUUUGGACAUUUGGCAGGGGGAUAUGAUGGCCAAUAUUAUGGAUAUCUUUGGAGUGAAGUAUUUUCCAUGGACAUGUUUUACAGCUGUUUUAAAAAAGAAGGGAUAAUGAAUCCAGAGGUUGGAAUGAAAUACAGAAACCUAAUCCUGAAACCUGGGGGAUCUCUGGACGGCAUGGACAUGCUCCAGAAUUUCUUGAAACGUGAGCCAAACCAAAAAGCCUUCCUAAUGAGUCGAGGCCUGCAUGCUCCAUAAACUGGGGAUCUUUGGUAGCAGUCCAUGUCUGGAGGACAAGUCAAGUCACCAUGUGUUACUGGCCUGGAAACUGAAGGGAGUUUUACAAAUGACAUUUUUGAUUUCUAUUGACUUCCUAUUGUUUUUUAAUUUUAAAAAUUAUACAGAUGUAAAUUGGAUUAUAAAUACUGUGACCUAAGAAAAGACCCACAAGAAGGUAAUUGUACUAUAAAAUUUCAUAAAAAUGGAUUUGAUUUCUUUUUAUAAAAGUUUCAUAUGAAUGUAAUUUGAUUUUUUACUAUUAUAAUCUACAUAAUAUAAUGUAAGAGGGCUAUGAAUUUUUAAAUUGAAUCAUAUACAUGGUAUAAUUUGAUCCUCCUUAUAUCUUGAUGUUUUGUACUUGGGAUUUCUGAACCGAUAAAUGAAUCAUCACAUUCCUCUGAUAAAUAUUUUCUUGGAGCCCUGUGUCAACUUUGAUCCUCUGUCUCACAGUAAGGUGUGACCUCUCCUUUGCCUGCGUACCUCAAGGCCGGGGGAAUAUGACUCAGUAAUGCAUUUAUCUUUGUAUUUCAGGUCUCAUGAUUCCCAACUUUCUGCCACACUGAAAUUAUGUUCCUCCAUUUGGGUUUGUCUUUUCUGGCUAAAGUCCAGUCAGGGAGUAUCAAAAAAAUUAUGAGUUUUAACUGGAUUGGCCUAAUGUAUAUUGUAAGUUUUUGUAUGUUAUAUUAGAAGAUUUUGUAUCUUAUAUGAGAGAUUCAUUUCUGCUUCAGCAUACAAGAUUGUCAGUCUUUUGGCAUAUUUGCCAGUUAGAACACUAAACCUAGUCCAAGCAUAUUUUUCUAAUCUCAUAUUUCUAUUAAGUGGUAGGGACUUCGCCUCCUUUACUGACCACCUCACCCAAAGUGGCAGGUAGACACAUCACAAAUGGCUGUGUAGAGUACCCAGGCAGAGAGCUGAAGCUGAUGUGGAGCAUAAAGAGCUCAGAAACUCCAGAAGAGGAGUGGGCUCUGGACAGAGCGUCUGAGGACAGCUGCUGCAAAGUGUUAUGUGUGUGCUUAAACUCAACCAUGGAGAAGAGGCUCUUCAGUAGCCUGUUUUGUCUAGUAAUUUUUAUUUCAAGUGAACCUUUGGAUCUCUCUUUAACUCUCUUUAUUGGAGCCUAAAUUCCAGUUCUGCAGCAAACCAAUAAACUCACAGUAUUUAUUUUCCCUCCAGGAGUCUAUUCAGUAAGGAAACCCAGACAGGACAAUAAAAUUUUUUUAAAAACCAAAACUUUGCAUGUACGCUGCAAAGGUCUUCCAGUUGUUUCACUUUGCAUACCUGAGAUGUGACUUUGCUGGUCAGGGACAAAAUUGGAACCUUUCUGUUCUCUAGUCCAAGUGAUCUUUGAGCUAAUUUAAAAAAUUAUUAUGCUACAUAACAAAAUUACAGGCACCAGGGAAAAUCAAGAGCUAUAGUGACACAGAAGGAAAUACUAAGAUUAUAAUUGUUAAGCCAAUACCCUAAACAUCUACAUGAAAUCUACCCUCCCUUCUAAGACAAUUUACCCAGCCCUUCUCUCUCCCACACAUUUGUAGUCACGUCAUCUGGUCCCCAAAGCUGUUUUGUGAUCUUAAUAAUCUAUGAUAGUUUUUUUAUAUCUUUUCUUCCCUCGGACUCUUCUAUUUUCUAGUUUCAGACAAAAAACUCUCUUCAGCUUUUCCUGUUGCCCAGAGUGUCUCCUUAACAAUAACUUUACCAUUUUAAAUCUUAUUUCACAUGGAGAACUAAUAAUUGGUGUGGAAAAGGCUGCACACAAUAAAGUGAUGUUAUUAUCCACAA
Messenger RNA from Galeopterus variegatus (Sunda flying lemur), 4027 nucleotides. RefSeq names its product neurolysin (metallopeptidase M3 family) (gene NLN). Gene Ontology annotation, molecular function: metalloendopeptidase activity. Lineage: Eukaryota; Metazoa; Chordata; Mammalia; Dermoptera; Cynocephalidae. The transcript has 13 exons. Bases 113 to 2227 code for a protein of 704 amino acids. Gene Ontology annotation, biological process: proteolysis; peptide metabolic process. Gene Ontology annotation, cellular component: mitochondrial intermembrane space. The record is from RefSeq and is a predicted model, not a curated record.